AUGAGUAUGACACAAGUGCAUUCUGUCCCUAGAGAAACCACCGUACCAUCUCAAGCGCCUGCAAUUACAUACAGCAUCACUCAACACUACCACCACUCGGCCCACAGUAUCGCCCGGCCCACAGAGCAGCCUUCAAGCAUUGACAUUUUGAGACAUCACGGUCUUGAUGCAAGUGCCCUUACUCCUGAUCAGCUUGUGCUCUUCCAGAAUGCCGAUGCAGAACAGAGAGAACGGUUGAUUCAAACAUGGCAGCUCUACUCGCAGUUUGGAAAUGAAGCCAAUGUUCCUGCUGGGGACUUUGCUAUGCAUGAUUCUGCCAUGGACGACAGUCCAGAUGGAAAUGCCUAUGCCGACGCUGAACCAUACAUGGUCUCUGGCUAUGAAAAUAUUGCCAAUCAAGCCUCUCAUCUCCCGAAAGAGCCCACCACUGGUGAAACCUAUGUUGGCUCAAAGGACCCGGUAUAUCAAGGUCAGCAAUGGUGGGAGCUGACAAAAGCUGGUCCGAUGGAAUCAACCUACGGCGCAUUUGAAGAGAUGAGACGAUAUUACCCUAGCUGCGGUGUAUACCACAAUUAG
Messenger RNA from Penicillium digitatum Pd1, 576 nucleotides. RefSeq names its product Rubredoxin-type fold protein. The record is from RefSeq and is a predicted model, not a curated record. Lineage: Eukaryota; Fungi; Ascomycota; Eurotiomycetes; Eurotiales; Aspergillaceae.